GAUCUCUAACUACAAUGUUCAAGCUCAGCGUGAUUUUCUUUCUUGCUCUUGGCUCAGCGAUCGCUUUUUGGCCUAUCGAUGUUGAAAGAAAUGCGGACGAAUUAUGCAUUAGAGGCGAUUCAAAACCGGGAUAUUGUGUACCCCGAAACCAAUGUUCGAUCAUUGUAAAUAUUCUUUCGCAACAAAAACCUGGAAUUCCACCCACACGCGCUAAUAUAUUGUACAUCAAAAAUUCGAAAUGUGAAUCAAGGCCAAAUGAUCACAGACAUGUGUGCUGUGAAGAAAUUGAAAAGAUUGACCAGGCAAUUCACGAUCUAUUAAUAGAAGAUUGCGGAAGAUUUGAAACGGAUAAGAUACUUGAUGGUACGGAAAUUCAAUUAAUGUCCAGGCCCUGGAUGGCGCUUCUCAAUUUUACAAACAAAGAUGGAAAAAAUGCUUUCACAUGUGGCGGCACGCUGAUAAACAAACGUUACGUACUAACAGCUGCUCAUUGCUUCUCAAAUCAAGAACUACUAUAUGUGCGUCUGGGAGAACACAACAUAAGCCAGCAAAUAGAUUGCAAAGGGAAUCGUUGUGCGCCACCAAUUGAAGAUAUUGGCAUUGAACGCAUUUUUGUGCAUGAAAAGUACUCACAUGAAACUGGUCAUAAUGAUAUUGCUCUAGUGAAACUCUCCAAAGACGUAGAAUUCCGAGAAAGCAUUACGCCCAUUUGCCUGCCAACGUCCGAGAUUCUUCAAAACAAAGUUAAGACUAUGCAAAGAUUCCGUGUUACUGGGUGGGGUAAAACCGAAAACACUAGUUUCUCUGAUGUUCCAAUGGAAGCCGUUGUAAAUCGGGUAGACCACUCAAUAUGCCAACAAGCAUAUACAAAAAAAAUCGAUUCAAAUCAAAUAUGCGCUAGUAACUCAUCAACCAAUUUCUGUAAUGGUGAUUCGGGUGGACCAUUGUCAUAUAUGCCGUAUUUGAAUGAUCAUCAACGGUUUGUACAGUAUGGAGUGGUCAGCUUUGGAUCGGAAAAUUGUACCGAUGGCUAUUCGGGUGUCUACACAAACGUUGGCAGUUACAUUCGCUGGAUCGCCUACAAGAUUGCCACCAAAUAAAUUGAACAAUCUAAUUUAUUACAAUUCAAAGUUUAUAUACCAGUAAAUAUGCACGUUAAUUAAGAAGUUCUAUAAAAUUUAUUGAUAAUGA
Molecule: messenger RNA, 1191 nt
Organism: Drosophila nasuta
Lineage: Eukaryota; Metazoa; Arthropoda; Insecta; Diptera; Drosophilidae
Product: serine protease grass-like
Biological process (GO): proteolysis
Molecular function (GO): serine-type endopeptidase activity
Source: RefSeq, a predicted model, not a curated record